GAUGGGCUAUUCUUUGGCUGUUGUCGGAGAGAGAGGAUGAAGCUCCUGAUUGCCAGCGCAGUGUUCCUGCUGGGAGUCAGCCUGGCAUGGGCUGAUACUCAGGAUAUCAGAGACCCAAAGGUGCGCGUUUACUUAGAAAAACCAGUGGAAUUUGGCGUCAAAAACAAGAUGCUCUGUUACGUGUAUGACUUCCAUCCUCCACUAAUUAAAAUCGGCAUGCAUUUAAAUAAGGAAGAGAUCCCCAAUGCCCAUCAGAAUGACAUGAAAUUCAAUCAGGAUUGGUCCUACGAAAUGCUGAAAUAUGUGGAGAUCACCCCAAAGCAGGGAGACAAGGCUACAUGCACCGUUAGCCACAAUGGACAAGAGCCAAAGACCUACGAGCUGAAUUGGAUGUAAUACACUUUUCCAAAGCUUGGUGACUGGCAUCCGAUACUCAUUCUCCAAAAGAAACAAUCCUGCCCUCACCCCCACCAGCGAUGAAUGUGACCACACUGACCAAAUAGCCGACUGUCAGCCAUGAAGUUGUCUGAUCUCCAUUUCUUCUGAUACCUGAAUGACAUGCGACCAGCCCGAGACUUUAUCUCGAUAAAAUACUUUUUGUGUGUAUACAUCUUCCUGCUGAUUGUUGUCUAUAAUCUUAUAUACUGAGCAUAUCAGCCACAAAAUGUUAUUCGCACAGAUUAAAAGAUAUAACUACCUAAAGAAUGAGCACACCUAGUGAGAUGUCUACAACACAGAGGUCGGGGAAUAUGUAACAUAAAUUCUACAUUUGACCAAUAGUCACGUAUAUAGAAAUAAAGAUUAAGGCUGCAGUGGCUAUCACAGUGUAAACAUCAAUUCGCACUCCACAGCCCAAAAACACUUCCGCUUGCUGAAAUGCUUUAUGGGUGAGGAGUAUCUUCAUUUAACCCCAGUUUAUAAAAGUGCCCAUUUCAAUAAGAAAUCAUCACUCUUAUCAAGUAACUAUGGGACGCUCCCAUGGCAUCCAAACAGCCAGGUAGGGUUGCAGCCUCCUACUGUUGGCUCUCCUGAUAUAAAAGAAGUGGCAGGCACAAGACGGCACGUUUACUGUAAAGAGACCUGAAAGUCUCUUUGAUGGUUAAACUUGGCGUUAGAGAUUCCUGAAAAUCUUUUCGGCAUAUCCUAACCCAAAUCCAAAAUUAACAAGCACUUUUUUU
Pelobates fuscus (common spadefoot toad) is the source of this 1178-nucleotide messenger RNA. It is a transcript of the gene B2M, whose product is annotated as beta-2-microglobulin. The record is from RefSeq and is a predicted model, not a curated record. The transcript is spliced from 3 exons. Bases 37 to 396 code for a protein of 119 amino acids. NCBI's taxonomy places the organism in Eukaryota, Metazoa, Chordata, Amphibia, Anura, Pelobatidae.